AUGAAACACAUCUUGGGCACAGUUGUGCUGUGGCUACGAGUGUAUGUAAGCUGUAACUACUCUUACAUACGUAAGGGAGUCUUCAAGGUUGGCUGGCUGGAUGCGCGGUGGCUGAGCACUGAGACUCUGGCUCGGACUCCGGCUCCUGACUGGCGGGCGGGACGGGCGUCAACUGGUCUGGGAGGGUGGGGCAAUACCCUUGUAACCGUAAUACGGUCCGACAUUUCCGCGCCUAACCGCAUCCAGCACAAAGGAGCCAAGUUCCAGCCCAAACCCUAUCUAUCUAUCCUAUCGGCGCCUUCCCUAAGAUCCCUCUCCUUGCUGCUCCUGCUGCUCCUUCCCAGGACUGUCGUUUCCCUGGCUGCAAUCACCAACCUCACCUCCUUCCUGCCUUCCUCCUCCUCUUCAAUAAUCUCUUCAAUCUCUUCCAUCUCCAUCUCCAUCUCCAUCUCCAUCUCCAUCUUCUUCUUUUUCUUUUCUUCUUCUUCUUCUUCUUCUGCUUCUUCUUCUUCCUUUCUUCCUCUUCUUCUUCUCAUUCUCAUUCUCGUAUCCCCAUCCAUCCCCGACGACCCUGACCACCGUUCUCAAAAUAAUACCCUGCUUCCGUCGUCGCCUGCCACUCUCUAG
Messenger RNA from Blastomyces gilchristii SLH14081, 627 nucleotides. RefSeq lists its product as uncharacterized. The coding region runs from base 1 to 627 and encodes 208 amino acids. NCBI's taxonomy places the organism in Eukaryota, Fungi, Ascomycota, Eurotiomycetes, Onygenales, Ajellomycetaceae. The transcript has 2 exons. The record is from RefSeq and is a predicted model, not a curated record.